UUGUUUUCAUCACCUUUGAAAACUACUCCUCUGUUAAUUCUCACCAGCGAACCUGUAUUUUAAUGCGGUUUAAUUAAAUAACAUAUGUAAAGCAUGAGUUUUGAUAGAUAUUAGGUGGUGAUUGUUUUUCUUGGCUUAAGCGGAUUAGUUGAGUCUUAUGCUUACACCAGUUAAAAUUUUCUGGUUCUUUCUUUAUUUUCUGAUUUUCUCCCAUCUAGACCAUGUCUAUCUUAAACAAAAACAUUAACAGCAACAUGGGUUCUUCUUCUUUUCAUGAAUUCAAGAAGCAAGCUUCUUUCUUUUUCAAGGAAAAGAUCAAAACUGCUCGGUUAGCUUUGACUGACGUUACACCUGCAGAACUGUUGGCUGAAGAAGCUACAAAUGAGAAUCCAUGGUCGCCUGAUGCACGAACCCUGGGAUCAAUAUCAAGGGCUGCUUUUGAGGUUGAUGAUUAUUGGAGAAUCGUGGGGAUACUGCACAAGAGAUUUUCAAAAUUUGAAAGAAAGAACUGGAGGGUCUCCUACAAUUCUUUGGUUGUUCUUGAACGCUUGUUGACUCAUGGACCUGAGAGUGUGGCAGAAGAGUUUCAGAGUGAUAAAGAGGUUAUUGAAGAGAUGGGAAGCUUUCAGCACAUUGAUGAGAGAGGAUUCAAUUGGGGUUUAGCUGUUAGGAAGAAAGCAGAGAGAAUAUUGAAGUUGCUUGGAAAAGGAACUCUUCUUAAGGAGGAGAGAGAUCGUACUCGAAAGUUGACUAGAGGGAUUCAAGGGUUUGGAAGCUUUUGCCAGAGAUCUUCAGCAAAUGGCAUACUGAAGCAAUCAUCAAGUGGAAAAAUUGAAAGAUGCAACUCCCAGUUCAACAACUAUGAAAAUGAAGAAAAUCAGAUACCGCCUGCAAAUGGAGGAGAUUCGAUCCAAAAAGUUGAAAAAAUACAGCAGAAAAAUGAGAAUUCAAUCCCUGAGACCAGCAAGAAUUCAAAGAACUCAAGUUCUCGGCGCAGUUUCAGUGAUGGGAAGAUGCUUAAGAAUCCAGAAACUCAAACAAGUUUCAAAGAAAAUAUGGCUCCUAAUGAUGAAGAGUUAUAUAGAUGGAAUUUGUCCGGGGAGUCCAAUCCACUUAUAGAUAGCAGGAAUGAAGAAGCCAGAGUUGGAAUUUUAGUUGACGAUGAUCACCCCUUUAAUGGAAUGGAGAAUCAAGCUACUGCUUCAUUGCUUUCUGCAAGAGAUGGCAUCUUGCAAGGAUGUUGAAUAAAUUCCAUACAUUUUCAGCAUUGAAGCACAAAAUAAGUCUACAAGGCUGUUAGAUUUAGCAACCAGUUAACGAGCUCAGCUUUUGUUUGUUCCCCAAAUACGUGUAUUAUGUAGUUCAACAGUUGUGCUUGGUAAGACUUAAAAGAGUACGCAAAAAGUAUUGUCUGAAGCACUUCUCGAGGCUGUUACACUGAUAGAUAAAUAAAAAAACCUUGGUUUCCCUA
Messenger RNA from Pistacia vera, 1471 nucleotides. RefSeq names its product ENTH domain-containing protein C794.11c-like. Bases 222 to 1244 code for a protein of 340 amino acids. The record is from RefSeq and is a predicted model, not a curated record. Gene Ontology annotation, molecular function: clathrin binding; phospholipid binding. Gene Ontology annotation, biological process: endocytosis. Gene Ontology annotation, cellular component: plasma membrane; endosome; clathrin vesicle coat. The transcript has 4 exons. NCBI's taxonomy places the organism in Eukaryota, Viridiplantae, Streptophyta, Magnoliopsida, Sapindales, Anacardiaceae.